This is a messenger RNA of Clupea harengus (Atlantic herring), 1536 nucleotides long. It is a transcript of the gene mslna, whose product is annotated as mesothelin-like protein. The coding region runs from base 1 to 1536 and encodes 511 amino acids. NCBI's taxonomy places the organism in Eukaryota, Metazoa, Chordata, Actinopteri, Clupeiformes, Clupeidae. The transcript is spliced from 11 exons. Gene Ontology annotation, biological process: cell-matrix adhesion. The record is from RefSeq and is a predicted model, not a curated record. Gene Ontology annotation, cellular component: cell surface.
AUGCCUGAAAAUGUCUUUGAGUAUUCCUCAAACUGUGAACUGAUCCAACAGGGCAUCAGAGAUACGACCAUAAGCCGUCCAAAUGUGGAGGUGCUGGGCAACAUGGCCUGUAUCUUGGAUCGGCCUUACAUUCAGAACUCGGACCCAGAGAUCAUAGAGAAAAUGAAGAACUGCAACGACUUCAGUGAUGCGCAGAGUUCUGCCAUGCAAACAGUUCUCAUUCAGGGCAACACCAAAUAUGGACCACCAUCCAGGUGGAGACGGAAGACCCUUAAUGACCUGGGAAUUCUUCCACUGUACUUUUCCCAUGAUUUCUGGAGAAGAUUCAACCGGAGAACUCAGCGAAACUUUUUGAAAAAGUUCCUGAGAAGUCUGAGACGGAGGAAAACUCAGAAAAGGAAAAUGAAGAGACUGUUUAGACAGCUCAUGCGAGGACUACGGACCAAAAGAGGAGCUAAUGAAUGCACAGUUGGCAACAUCACCCGUGUCACCAUAAGCGAUGACGCCUUCCCAUUUGGAUAUGACGCCACGCAGUUCGGUCACUGUUUAAGUGCUCAGGUUGUAAAGGAAAACCUUGCUAGCCUGACUGAGAAAGUGGACGUGGAUGAAUUCCAGAGAGUCAUCUUGGACAGACUGGAUGAGGCAUAUCCAUCAGGCCUACCGGAUGAGCAGGUUCAGCUGCUUGGGUCGGUCUCUCGUGUGGCCACCACAACUGACCUGAGCAAAUGGAACAUCUCCUCACCCGACACCCUGGCUGCGCUGAUGAACUCAGACGACGGCGAGUGGGAACCCGACAUGAGCAAAUUGAUCGUGACAAAGUUCUUGAGUGGGUCCAACAGCCUUAACUCCUCUGAGCUGAACUUCCUGGGAGGCCCCAACCUUUGUGCACUGGACACCAGCACUCUGACAGACAUCAGCUCAGACAGCAUUAAAGGAGCAGACUCUUUGGAUCUUUCAAACUGUACCACUGAGAAGAAGAAAGUGCUCUUUGAAACUGCCAGACAGGCAUUCCCCGUUAACUUCCAAAACCGGGACAGUGAUGAUACACUGACAUCCUACCAGCUCCUUGAGCCUUACCUGGGAGGUGCCUCCAUUGACGUCAUCAGAGGGUUCUCUGCAUGCAAUGUCAGCAUGGACAUUGAAACCUUCAUCGGUUUGGAUGAACCUGUAGUCUUGGACCUCACAGUCUCCGAGGUGUCCGGACUCCUCGGCAGUAACCUGCCUGACCUGGCCAGCUAUGAGAAUGAAACCGUUGUCCAGAACUGGAUUUCCAGACAGUUCCAGUCUCAGCUUGACACUCUGGACUUGGGCCUAACUGGAGGAAGAGCAGAGGCCGCCACCACAGCCUCCAGUAACUCCACUGGAAACGCUACCACAGCUGCUACUCCCACUACUGUGACCACCGCCACCACUACUGUGACCACUGCGACCACUGCGACCACUACUGCAUCUGCAGGGAACAAAGGAAGCUCAUAUUCACUUCCCUUCAUCUUCCUGAUGCUGAAUAUGGCAUUCAUUAAAAUUCAGAUUGUAUGA